Molecule: messenger RNA, 1023 nt
Organism: Lycium barbarum (goji berry)
Lineage: Eukaryota; Viridiplantae; Streptophyta; Magnoliopsida; Solanales; Solanaceae
Exons: 2
Coding region: 385-939 (184 amino acids)
Molecular function (GO): zinc ion binding
Source: RefSeq, a predicted model, not a curated record
UAUUAUUAUAGUAAUAGUAAUAGUAAUGCUUAUGCUCUGUCUUUUUGGAUUUUUGUAUCAUUGGCUCGUGACUUACCUGGAAAUGGAAGCUACAAUACUAACUACUUUUCUGUUUGACCCGCCGUCCCAACCUGCCGGAGAAGGCAUACACCACCACUGGUGCAGAUUUAAAAAAAAAAAAAAAGUUUUCAUAAUAUUUGGAAUUUACAAAGUCAGGUUCAUGCAAUUUCCAUGUGUUUCCCUUUUGUUGGGUUAUACGGAAAGUGCAAUAGAAUCUCUGAUGUGUUUCCAUGUGUUUCCCAUAAUCUUCGUUUAUCUGCUACUACUACUGUUGUAUUUUCAGUUUUUUAAAGGCUUGUUGCGGAUUGUUAGGUCUGAACAUUAAUGUAUGUUGAUUUUUUUUUAUUUUUUUUAAAUUUGGGAUUUUGCCCAACGUUAAUGUAUGUUGAAUUUUGUGUAGUUAUCUUAGUUACUCUAACCCCACCUUCAACCUUUUUGCGAUUUUCAGUGAAUUUAAGUCUUACAAUGUUCGAAAUUAGUUGUAAUUCAACGAAGAAGUGUCACUGUGGUGAAAUUGCUCGUUGUUUCACUUCGAAAACACCUUCAAAUCCUGGUAGGAUAUUCUAUAAGUGUCCUAAACUUAAGGCUGAAAAUUGUGGUUUUUGGGAGUGGCAAGAUAAUUUUCUAGACAAUGCUUUAUUGGAAAUAAGUGAUUUGAAGGGUAAAUUGGAUGUGGCUACGGUGAAGAUGGAUAAUUUAAGAGAGUCGUUGAAUGCGGUUAAGCUCGAAAGAGACAACUUGAAGAAAAAGGUGCAUAACUUGGAGGCUAUAAAUAACUCUCAAGUGAACAAAUCAAGGGAAUUGGAAGAGAAGAUGUUGAAGUUGAAGAUGUUGUUUAUGAUUUCAUUGGCCGUAUUAGUUGGAGUUUUUUGUCGCUAAUUUGGGAUGAAUUAUGCUUGCUCUAGUAAUAGAAGUGAAAGACUUGUUUUGGUAGAUGACGAUGUUUAGGAGUAGAAGUUUUUG